Messenger RNA from Phasianus colchicus (ring-necked pheasant), 4595 nucleotides. NCBI's taxonomy places the organism in Eukaryota, Metazoa, Chordata, Aves, Galliformes, Phasianidae. The record is from RefSeq and is a predicted model, not a curated record.
UUUUUCCCCCUCAUUCUCUGCCUGUUGGUUUUUUUUUUUUGCCUUUUUUUUCUUUGCAUUCACCUGCCUUAUUUAGAGUCCCGCUUUACCUCGUUGCAUUUUAUUUCAGCUUUUCAGUUCAACUCCUACCCUUUAUUUGCACUUUAUCUCCGCUUUAUUCAUUUGCAUUUCACUUCUGCUUCAUCACAUUCUUUCCUGCUUUUUUUUUUUUUUCCUUUGCCUUACUGCCAUUCCGUUUCAGCUUUUACUUUCCUCGUCCACAUUUUUCCUUCCUCUCUCUUCACGUCCCGCUUCCACUCUUUCAUUCCGACACCCCCACCUUCACUCUUCUCUCCCAUCCCUCCCCACCACCUGCACCCCACCCAGCCCCCGAACAAAGCCCGCCGGGGGGGCACCGCCUUUGUCCGCGCUGCAGUGCUGUGGAUGCUCACCAGGCGGCAGCUCCGCUCCGCUCCGCCCUCCGCAGCGGCGCAUCGCCGCUCCCCCCCCCGCGUCCCGCCCCCGGGGGCGUGGAGCCGCUGCCGGUUCCCCCCCGGGCUACAAAUAGGCGGCGCCGGAGCCUCGCCGGCUUCAGUGCGAGGAAGGGAGAGAAGCGGUGCUGCUGCUGCUCGGUGUUCCUUCCGACCCCUUUCCUGCUGCUGCAGUCGGCUGGAAGGGUUUGACUUGAAAGCGGAAAGAGAAAAAUCUGUCUUUUUAAUUUAUUGUACUUAUUAUUUUGCGUUUUGUUGUUAAGAUCAGCGCUUCGUCCUCCUGUGCACGCGGUGACCGCGCAGUGCCCGCACCCCCAUCCCUUCAUCCUCCAAGCAGCGAAUCGUUUUUAUUUUACCUCUUUCCCCUCCGUUUUUUUUUUUUUUUUUCCCCUCUCCCUUUCCAUUUUUUUUCUCCCUUCCCACCCCGUACAAACGCCCCAAGGUGGCCGCGGAGCAGCGCAAAAAGACCUUUGUUUUAACCAUGCCCAUGGAGCUGACGCAGAGCCGCAUCCAGAAGAUCUGGCUGCCCAAUGACAACCACCCGGCGCUGCCCCGCCGCUCCUGUGGGCCACAGCUUGCCAAUUCUCCCACUGUGAUAGUGAUGGUUGGCCUCCCAGCCCGGGGGAAGACUUACAUCUCCAAGAAGCUGACCCGCUAUCUCAACUGGAUUGGUGUCCCAACAAAAGUUUUCAAUGUGGGGGAGUAUCGCCGUGAGGCAGUGAAGCAUUACAGCUCCUAUGACUUCUUUCGCCCUGACAACGAAGAGGCUAUGAAAGUCAGGAGGCAGUGUGCUCUGGCUGCCCUGAGGGAUGUCAAGCUGUACCUGACGGAGGAGGCUGGCCAGAUUGCGGUUUUUGAUGCCACAAAUACCACACGGGAGAGGAGAGGGAUGAUCCUAAAUUUUGCCAAAGAAAAUGGGUUCAAGGUGUUCUUCAUCGAAUCUGUCUGCAAUGAUCCCAAUGUUGUUGCCACCAAUGUCAUGGAAGUGAAACUGUCCAGUCCUGAUUACCGGGACUGUAAUUCAACCGACGCCAUGGAGGACUUCAUGAAGAGAAUCAAUUGUUACCAAGCCAGCUACCAGCCACUUGACCCUGAUGACUAUGACCGGGAGCUUUCUCUCAUCAAAGUCAUCGAUGUUGGCCGGCGGUUCCUGGUCAACAGGGUUCAGGAUCACAUCCAAAGCAGGAUUGUUUACUACCUAAUGAACAUCCAUGUCCAGCCCCGCACCAUUUAUCUCUGUCGGCACGGUGAGAGCGAGUUCAACCUCAAGGGGAAGAUUGGAGGUGACUCAGGCCUCUCCAACAGGGGCAAGAAGUUUGCACAGGCACUGAACAAGUUUGUUGAGGAGCAGAACCUGAAGGACCUCAAAGUCUGGACUAGCCAACUGAAGAGAACAAUCCAAACAGCAGAAGCACUUCAGCUGCCCUAUGAGCAGUGGAAGGCCCUCAAUGAAAUAGAUGCUGGUGUGUGUGAAGAAAUGACUUAUGAAGAAAUCAGGGACCAGCAUCCAGAGGAAUUUGCUUUACGUGAUCAGGAUAAAUAUUACUACCGUUAUCCUUCUGGAGAGUCCUACCAAGACCUGGUGCAGCGCCUGGAGCCAGUCAUCAUGGAGCUGGAGAGACAAGAGAAUGUCCUUGUGAUCUGUCACCAGGCUGUCAUGCGCUGCCUCCUUGCUUACUUUCUGGACAAGAGUGCAGAUGAAAUGCCCUACCUGAAAUGUCCUCUUCACACGGUACUGAAGUUGACCCCAGUGGCUUAUGGCUGCCGUGUGGAAUCCAUCUCCCUGAAUAUUGAAGCUGUGAACACUCACAGGGAGCGGCCAGAGAACAUGAACAACUCGCAGAAGCCGUCGUGAGACCCUCAGUGCUGUCGCGAGGCCACCAGCGACGCCAGCUCCCAUCCCAUCAUCAUUUCUGAAGCUUGCUUGUAAAACAGGUCUCCUCCAUUUGUGGCGAGGUCGACCCUCGGCUGUUUCUACCCACGCCUGUUCAUCUGCAAACUGCUCUACUGGAGGGGGGAGAGAGGUGGGAGAGCGAUGGAGAGGAAGGAGACGAACUCCCAGAUCUUCAGGCUGCAGCGUUGCUCUCCUCUCCGGUGUCCUGCUAGUGUGUAGCAAGCUGGGAAGCGCUUGUAGCGCACAGGAGUUUCCAAGUUCUAAUUUUUCCUUCUCUAAGUGGUUUUGAGCUCUUUUUGUAUAGACUAAUGGUACCCAUCCAUCUUCGGGUGGAGUGUGUGUAUAUAUGUGAAUGGUGCGGGGUUAGCAGAGUAAUGGGGACAAGAAGGGAGGGAGGGAACAAAGGGGGAAUUUUGAUUUUUUUUUUUCUAUUAUUAUUAUUAUUAUUUUAUAAGUAUUACUAACUUUUUUUUUUUUUUUUGCAAGAAAGCCCUUAAUGUGCUGUGCUGCAGUCCCACACCAGCUACAGCCUGCCAUGUGCACAGCCCAGCUCAUGGAGAUACAUGAAAACUGCUGGUUUUAGCCAAAAAUAAUAAUAAUAAUAAUAAAACCCUCAUGUUAAUUGAUGCAUCUCAAAGGGGGGUUGCAGAGAAGGUCAGUGUGCUGCUGUGAAGUUGACUAUAUGAGCUGCUUGUAAUAUUGAGGGGAACCAUGCUGACGUUGGCUCUUGGGGAUGCUCUGCAUUGGAGGAAGGAGGAGAUGGGGUGGUUGUGUCCGUGCAUCACUGCAGGCCAUAGGUGGGCAGCUGCACUGGGUGCAUUUUUGCAGACACACUUGGCCAGAAUGCAGGAAGGGUGUUGAUGAGAAGUCUCAAGAAGAGAAUUUUUUGUUGCUGUUCUUCUUUAAUAUAUAUAUACACAUGCACACAGGUGUGUGUGUGUGUGUGUGUGUGUGGGUAUAUGUUUAUACUUUAGAAACCGCUUGGUUUUUGCACUUUAUUUGUGGCAGAAGCAUGACUAUAUUUCUUUUUUUUUUUUUUUUUUAACUUGUGCCUCUUAACAGGGGAAGCUUGAAUACAGGCAAUUUUUUUUUUUUUUUAAAUUUUUUUUUGCAUGCUGGAAGCUGGGAUUGCACAAAAGCAGUCGCUAUGGCUUCCAAGAGGGGUGUUUGCGUGUGUGUGUGUGUGUGCAGGGGGCAAUGGACACAGUCCUGGCUUGGGCUCCAUUGGCCAACUCUUGGAGGCUGGAGAUGAGAGCUUUUUGAUGCAGGCUGUGAGCCAGCAGUUGACUGUAGCAAUUAACCACUACUGCAUUGUGCAAAAAUCUGUGGUUUUCCCCCCAAUCCCCUCCUGUGUUCAGCAUCUCUCUGUUCCCAUUUUUUUUUUUUUCUUUCCUACUUCCACAGCUGAACUGUGGAGGUAGAGGAGGCAAAGUCAUCAGGGUCUUCCUCCAACACUGGAGGGUUGGAGAUGAGCAGCCCUAUGCUUUAAUCCUUUCUGUGGCUUCCUCCUCUUUCCUUAGUAGGAAACAACAUCCCUGCAGAUGGGAGCGGAGAGGUUUGUGGGGAAAGUGGGUUUUUUUCCUAUUGUUGUGAGUGUUUUUUUUUAAUUACUAUUUUAUUUUGGUUUCAGGGGGAGGGGGGAGUCAGUCCCUUUGUCCUGUGAGAAAAGGUGAACCACAGUGCCUAGUGCUUCAGUCCCAUGCAACAAAACCACAUUGCAUAGGCUCGGAGCAGUACCGACAGCAGGGAAGGCUCAGGGACUACAGUGGUCCCUAUCCAACCAUCCUGGUGGUGCCCUGUAUGAGCGUGUCCAUAUGUGUAUAUUGUACAGAUGAAACUAAAACACUUAUUUCCCCCUUUUUUUUUUUUGGAUUUGCAAUAACUGCAUUAACGCAGACUUGUGUGCUUGCAGUUGAUGUCAGCCCUUUUAGUUUCUCUGCCUUUGAGAAGGACAGACAUUGGGGGAAGGUGACUUUGCUGCCUUCUCAGCCCGUUUCCUGGGGAGCUGAUCUGUCUCCUCCUGCUACCCAAAGAUAAGCCAGCACACGCAACCAUGAUGUCUGGCUGCCCGUGAUUAAUCCUGUAAACAUGUUUGGUGUGUACUUGAAUGCGUGUCUAUGGAUACAUACAUACAUAUACAUAAAAGUCUGCAAGAAAAACAAUAAACCCAAACCCAACAAUAAACCCGAACAAUUUCUUCUCUGGAAAUAGAAGUCUUGGUCCUACAAGAA